Molecule: messenger RNA, 902 nt
Organism: Galdieria sulphuraria
Lineage: Eukaryota; Rhodophyta; Bangiophyceae; Galdieriales; Galdieriaceae
Exons: 3
Coding region: 137-754 (205 amino acids)
Source: RefSeq, a predicted model, not a curated record
AUUACUAGCAUUUUACUCUAGAUUUGCUAAGUGUAAAAAUCCCCUUCGCUGGGAGAAAGCUCUACUCGCCUGCUUCUAUUUGACAAAACAAGCGAGCAUUUUUGGCAUAACUAACUGCACAUAUUGCUGAGAAAAAAUGGCAAGAACGCACUCUUGUCAUGAAACUUUUCGCUAUCUCUCAAAUAAUCACAGUGCGGAUAUAACCAGCAGUCUUUCGGAGGACUCCAGUCGCAGCUCUAACGGCUGUUUUGCCACACUUGUUCAAGUUUGUCACGAAGAAAAGCAUUUUCAUGGCCAGAAAAGAGUAUAUGUUCGACCUUGUGAGUCUUGUGGAAUAGAUCACGAGGGCAAAUACGGCACUGGGAGGUUUUGUAGUAGUGCUUGCGCUCAUAAAAAGGGAGGUCUAGGUAGAGCAAAGCAGCUGAGAGCAGAAAGAAUCAAAAGAGUCAUGAGUAUUUCUGAAAUCACCCAAUCUGAACCACAAGCAAAGCAAACAGGUGAAAAGAAGAUAAAAGAACGCAAACUAAGAUGGCCGGGCAAAGGCUAUAAACUGUGCAAUCAUUGUAGACAAAAAGUUCCUAGCAGGUUGCGGCGAUGUCGCCAAUGUGGAAAGAAUUUUCAAAAUAAUCGAUAUAUUCCACCCGCUGUGCAUAGAUCCAUCUUGCCCACCCUUUUACCCAAAUGGUCAUCACCUGCUCAAGCCAUGUGGCCAGCAAUGAUGGUUCAAACCAGUUUCAAUCCGAAUCUGUCGUAAAGACUGAAGACAAUUGAGGAACGUGUAGAGUUCAAUUUUGAAUAGUAAACUAUGCACAUGUCUGUAUUGGGUUCUUUUUCUUGUGUCAAUUCAGUUAUGUAAUAUUGAUUCUGAGUACGAAUACUAGUUGCCGCAAGGUUAAAUUAUC